This is a messenger RNA of Xenopus laevis (African clawed frog), 4573 nucleotides long. It is a transcript of the gene socs5.L, whose product is annotated as suppressor of cytokine signaling 5 L homeolog. Gene Ontology annotation, biological process: phosphatidylinositol phosphate biosynthetic process; intracellular signal transduction; protein ubiquitination. The coding region runs from base 730 to 2340 and encodes 536 amino acids. The transcript is spliced from 3 exons. NCBI's taxonomy places the organism in Eukaryota, Metazoa, Chordata, Amphibia, Anura, Pipidae. The record is from RefSeq and is a predicted model, not a curated record. Gene Ontology annotation, cellular component: phosphatidylinositol 3-kinase complex. Gene Ontology annotation, molecular function: 1-phosphatidylinositol-3-kinase regulator activity.
UACCGGGUUACAGCUCCGCCUUCUCCACCAAGCUUUAGUGCUCUCUCCGCCCACUAUGCGCAUGGUUGGCAGCCAACAUGAAGCCGAUUGGCUGAUUCAGCUGUCGGAGCCACGCUGUCUUUACUUUUUCGCGUUCUGAUUGGCUAAUGGUGCUGAACUACCUCGCCAUUGGGUUUCAUUGCUGCCAGUCGGAGGCGGGUUAUUUUCUGUCGCUGUCGGACUCGGGAUGCGGCGCUGCCUCCAUAGUGGCUGCAGUAGAGACCACCCCGCCGCCACCGAGAGUCCCGGCCCACGGCAGCCGCUGCCGGAAGUCAGUAAAGGGGUGGCAGGAAACGCACGGGCCUUGUUGCCUCCGCUUUGGGACAAUCGGAUUUUAUAGUGUGGAGAAGGCGAAGACAAGGCCGGAAGGUUCUGGGCCGUUCCGAGGGGCAAGGGAUGUUUCUGAGCUGCGGGCCGGUUUCACGGACGGACAGAGGCAACUUCACUUACGGAGCGAAUGUUGAGCUGUGAGCAGUGGGGCCAAUUUAUGUUGAAAUCGGAGAUAUUUCCUCUUUUUCGUGGGUCGCUCUUGUGAUCCCAUUGCCUUGGAACCGGAACGUCGUCGGCACUUACAGGCAUCCCGACACUGGAAAUAUGCUUUAAUUCCCAUGUUUCUUUAAACCGGUAAACUUUCAUCUUUCACCAUGGAGAAUGGGGCUCAGAGAUAUCAUCAUUAAGGUCAGUUGAUCAAUGGAAAAAGUGGAAAAGAUGUGGAACACCUUCAAGUACCGAUGCCAGAAUCUCUUCAGCCACGACGACGAUGCAAACCAAAAUGACGCAGUCGAUGUUAACGCAAACAGAUGUUUACGAGGGAUGGAUAAAAUUGAAAAUGCCUCUGACCAGUCUGCCAGGCUUUCUAUUGGACCAUUGCAACAGAACAUUACCUCUGAGCUAAGCCCCGGUCCCAGCGGGAGCUCAAGUAGGAGGAGUCAGAACUGUGUUAGUGAAAUGCCCCAAGUUGUUGAGAUCAGUGUAGAAAAAGAUAAUGACUCUGGGCUGAGUGCCGGCACCCGGCUAGCUCGCAGGGACUCUUACACCCGCCAUGCGCCCUGGGGUGCAAAGAAAAAACAUUCUUGCUCCACUAAAACUCAAAAUUCUUUCGACCCUGACAAAAAAAUCUGCAGAACAAGGAGUGGCCUACAAAGGAGAGAAAGAAGACACGGAACAAGCUCUGUCCAUGACAUGGAGACUAUGGGGAGCAGAGCUGUAGGGAGUCACAGCUUAAGGCAAAGACUUAAUGAGACUGUUGGCCUGUGUUUCCCAAUCAGAACCUAUAACAGACCAUCAAAGCCCCUCUUUACUAACAAGAGAAAAAUACAUCUGUCUGAGCUCAUGCUCGAGAAAUGUCCUUUCCCCCCUGGAUCAGACCUGGCACAAAAAUGGCAUCUGAUAAAACAACAUACAGCCCCUGUGAGCCCACAUCCGAGUUUUUUGGAAACGUUUGACCAGUCUAUUUCGACUGAGGACGAAGAAGAUCGGUUGCGCGAAAGGCGCCGACUUAGUAUCGAAGAGGGUGUCGACCCACCUCCCAACGCCCAAAUCCACACCUUUGAGGCUGCCGCACAAGUGAACCCAGUUUAUAAGCUUGGACCAAAACUAGCACCUGGCAUGGCCGACAUGUCUGGGGAUGCGAAUGCCGCUUGUCAAGGGGGUUGCGAGUCUGAAGAAGAUACCACCACUCUCUGUCUGCAGUCCCGGAGGCAGAAGCAACGGCAGUUUUCCGGAGACAGCCAUACCCAAAUCAACAAACAAGGGGCCUGGAAAGUCCACACGCAGAUUGACUACAUUCACUGCCUUGUGCCGGACUUGAUUGAGAUUAUGAGCAACCCGUGUUACUGGGGCGUCAUGGAUCGAUACGAGGCAGAGGCUCUCCUGGAAGGCAAGCCGGAAGGCACAUUUUUGCUCAGGGACUCGGCACAAGAGGAUUAUCUGUUCUCCGUGAGCUUCCGGCGCUACAACCGAUCUUUGCACGCUCGCAUUGAGCAGUGGAACCAUAACUUUAGCUUUGACGCUCACGACCCGUGUGUGUUUCACUCAUCCACCGUCACGGGGCUUUUAGAACAUUAUAAAGAUCCUAGCUCUUGCAUGUUUUUCGAACCUUUGCUUACUGUCCCCUUAAACAGAACCUUCCCGUUCAGUCUGCAGUAUAUCUGCCGGGCGGUUAUCUGUAGGUCCACUACCUAUGAUGGAAUCGAUUUCCUUCCCCUGCCCUCAAUGCUACAAGACUUCCUGAAGGAGUACCAUUACAAACAGAAAGUCCGUGUCCGGUGGCUGGAAAGGGAACCCGUUAAGUCCAAAUAAAGUGGCGCAGCCUUUGUGUUUCUCCAGUUCCCCCCAAACCUUCUGAAAUAGCACCUCAUAGACUUAGGAUAUGCUUAACGUGUAUCAGUUUAUAAAGCACAUUUACCUGUAUUUAGUUAUGACCGUAUCUCACUUCAAGCUUUAAAUGUUCGAGUCAAUGAUCUUCUGCCCUUGAGGAGACAGAAGUACAUUCUUUGGAACCAUGAAGCAGAACACUGUACUGCAUGUUCUAUUGAAUGCCGACACUAAUAUAUUAUUCUACUAACACUUGCUUCUCCUUCCAGGCCGUAGCCGUAUUUAGGAGGCUUUCUAACCGAUAUCUAUCCACAAAUGUGCAGUAACUUAAAGAACCAGUUGAACGAACACAUGUAAUUAUAGGACCCCCUGAAGGCAGUUGCUUACCCCCCAACUUUUAUUGCAAGCUUCGUUUGAAUUGUAUGACGGAAUAAUCAGCAAUAUUGUGUUACAUACCAAGCAAAUCAAGCUAUUAAACUGGUGCUUAAAAACUCGUUUCAACAAAAGAAAUAAGUCUUGAAUUAGCUGAAUUUUUUUUUUUCGGGAUGAUUGUACCAGUAGACGUGGUGUCACCUGUCCACUUGGAAAGCGUUGGAGCAUGGAUUUUCACUUUGAUUAGAGUACUUAAUUGGCAACAUAGAAUGUCAUCAUUUUCCCCCUCUUUUUUUUUUUUUUUUUUUUUAAUCCAUUUUAGGUCAAAAUGUUAUAGAACUACAGUCCCCAGAAUCCUUGUGCCUGCUCGUUGGGGCUGGGGGGUGCUGGAUGGUGCCUACACCUUGCUAUAGCCUAUUGAAAAGGGUGAAGUUUAACAAAUGAAAAAAUUGUGCAGAAUUUUUUUUAUCUAAUGCCAUUACAAAUUUGCACAUAGUGGUUGAGCCUAAAAAUAAAAAAAUAAAAAAUACUAAGGUGCUAAUAUGAAUGAAUGCAGCAUACGCUGGGUCAGUCUGGCGGUUCUAGGUGCUAUUAUAUGAAGCACAGCGGUUUGAGGUUGCUUUUCAUCUAGAAAUGGGAAACCAUUCACAGGGGGGCAACAGAAUAACAAGUGAAAAGAUUUAAACAAUUUUUGUCCAGUUAGUGGUGCAUCUCUGACCUUUCCCAUGGGGAACUUUGUUGCCCCUGUAGGUUUUACAGCUCUGCGGAUGAGCAACAAAAUGCUCGGAAUUGCCUCUCAUUCAUUCCUUUGCAAACGUUGUGCACCUGUGGGUAGAGUCCUGCAACAGGUCGGGUACCUGCGUUUUACCCGCAAAAAAAGUACCCUGUCCGAUGAGGGUAGGAGUUUUGGGUGCGGUAUAAAUGUGGGUCAGGUUGCGUGUCUCAUCUAAAUUUCUUAUCUUCUGUUAUAUUGUCUAUUUUACAAACCUUUUUCUGCCCUGCCCGCUUUUGAUGAUGUCACUUCCGUUUGCAGCAACAGCACUUCCUGUUUAAUGGUGGUCGGCGGAUUGGGUUGUGGAUAAGGCAGUUAUUAUAGUAAUAAGGCAGAUCAAAGUGGGUAAAUAUGUAGGUUGCGAUUUGGGUAGUGGGCUUCGGGUCCGGGUUUCAUAAAUAUGUACCGCGCAGGACUACACCUACGGGUGCAGGCAAUUAGCAUGGAGAGUUAACAAGAGGUUAUUCAAUAGGGCGGUUUCUUGGGUCUAGUGAUGUGCAGGUUGACCCCCAUCCUAACCCAGUGCACUACGGUAUUUAUAGGCCCUCUCUGCCCUGAUGUUACCGAAGGGGUAUUGUAAUAAAGCAUUGAAGGGUGGAGGAAGUGGGUCAUUGUAAGGUUGCAGGAGGGGUGAGCAGUGGCCCGCUGAGAUUGUGUGUAAGUCAACCUGACCCACCCGCUAGUUUAGGCCAGCCCCCCACAUCACUACUUGGGUCCCCACUUUCAUGCCGUUGUUCAAAAGCAGAGUAGUCGUGAUUGAGACGCCACCUUUUCCCCUACUGCAAUAAAUAAAUUGUAAAGUCUUGGGAGGAAGAAAUUUAAAACUACAACAAAGCGCAUGUUAAGGAACUGAAGCCUCAAUGGUUUUAAAAUAAUAAAUGUCACCAAAUCUCCAAUGCGUUCCUCUUCCCAGUCUGAAUUGAUACAAGUAUUUGAACAUUCAGUUGUGGUGUUUAAUACACAACCAACAUGUUUCUUUUAAUGGUACAUUUUAUAAAGGUGCUCUGAUUAUAUUCUAACUAUAUUAUAAAGCACAAUAAGGUGCAAAUAAAGUGGAACCUCCAUUUUACAUCC